Molecule: messenger RNA, 1491 nt
Organism: Propithecus coquereli (Coquerel's sifaka)
Lineage: Eukaryota; Metazoa; Chordata; Mammalia; Primates; Indriidae
Gene: CCDC112
Product: coiled-coil domain containing 112
Exons: 7
Coding region: 82-1491 (469 amino acids)
Source: RefSeq, a predicted model, not a curated record
GUCUGCAGAGGCGCGGGCGAGCCGGGCGCGAGCCCCCAGGCCCGGGUGGGCGCUGCGGCUGGGGCGGCUCGGCGAGGAAACAUGGCCGCCCUGACGACGGUUGUGGUGGCGGCGGCGGCCACCGCGGUAGCCGGGGCUGUGGCGGGGGCGGGCGCGGCCACCGGGACAGGCGCGGGAGCGACGCCAGCGUCGCAACAGAAUGAUGGCUGUUUUAGUACUUCAGGUGGAAUUCGUUCUUUUCAGCUUCAAAAUUGGAAGCAGAAGGUUAGUCGAACUAAGAAAGCAGAAUUCAUACGCACGGCAGAAAAGUUGAAAAAUCAAGUUAUUAACAUAGAAAAAGAUAAACACAGUCAUUUCUACAACCAAAAAGGUGACUUCAGAAUUGAGCAUAGUAUGCUGGAAGAAUUGGAAAAUAAAUUGAUUAACAGCAGGAAAACAGAAAGAGCAAAAAUCCAGCAACAAUUGGCCAAAAUACAUAACAAUGUAAAGAAACUUCAGCAUCAGUUAAAAGAUGUGAGGCCUACACCUGACUUUGUUGAGAAACUCAGAGAAAUGAUGGAAGAAAUUGAAAAUGCAAUUAACACUUUUAAAGAAGAGCAGAGGUUGAUAUAUGAAGAGCUUAUUAAAGAAGAGAAAACAACUAAUAAUGAGCUGAGUGCCAUAUCAAGAAAAAUUGACUCCUGGGCUUUGAGUAAUUCAGAAACAGAGAAAGCUUUCAGAGCAAUCUCAAGCAAAGUUCCUGUAGACAAAGUAGCACCAAGUACCCUUCCAGAAGAAAUACUAGAUUUUGAAAAAUUCCUUCAGCAAACAGGAGGGCGACAAGGGGGCUGGGAUGAUUAUGAUCACCAGAACUUUGUCAAAGUGAGAAACAAACAUAAAGGGAAGCCAACAUUUAUGGAAGAAGUUCUAGAACACCUUCCUGGAAGAACACAGGAUGAAGUUCAACAACAUGAGAAAUGGUAUCAAAAAUUUCUGGCUCUAGAAGAAAGAAAAAAAGAGUCAAUUCAGAAUUGGAAAACUAAAAAGCAGCAAAAAAAGGAGGAAAUUUUCAAGUUAAAGGAAAAGGCAGACAACAUACCCAUGACUUUUCAUAAUAAACAAGAAAAUAAUCAAAAGCAAAAAGAGGAACAAAGAAAGAAACAGAAAUUGGCAGUUGAAGCUUGGAAAAGACAGAAAAGAAUAGAAAUGUCAAUGAAAUAUGCUUCCCAGUUAAAAGAAGAGGAAGAGAAAGAGAAGAAACAGCAGAAAGAGCGCCAACGCCAGUUUAAACUGAAAUUAUUACUAGAAAGUUAUACGCAGCAGAAGAAGGAACAGGAAGAAAUUUUGAGGCUUGAAAAAGAGAUAAGGGAAAAGGCAGAAAAGGCAGAAAAAAGGAAAACUGCUGCUGAUGAAAUUUCCAGGUUUCAAGAAAGAGUGAGUAAAUCUGUUUCCCAAUUUUUAAAUGCUAAACAUGGAGAUAUUAACUUCCAGAUUCAGUUCAGCAAAAAUUGA